AUGAUUAUUGACUCAGGUUCCAGUGUGAACUUAAUUGAUAAAAAUACCUUUGAAAGAAUUAGAAGCAACAAUCCUAAUUUAAUAAUCAAGAAAUCAUCAACAACCAUCUUUCCAUAUGCUUCGAAGCCUUUAAAAUUAUUAGGUUGUUUCAAAGCUGAAAUUGAAGCUAAAAACAAAAUAAAUACAAACAAUAUAUAUAUCGUAGAUAAAAAUGAUGUUGGAAAUAUAAUAGGAAUUGAAACUGCUAAGGAAUUGAAUAUUUUAAAAAUUGCAGAAAGUGUUAAGUUUGUGAAUAAUAAUGAACACUAUAUGAAUUCAGUGGGUAAUAAGUCAGUUGAAGCUGUACAGCACUCUAACGUGUGUAAAAACAAUGAUGAUAAAAUCAAACUUCCAACGAAUCAAAAUGUUUUGAGCAUAUUGAUUCAAAUUGUAAAGUCACUUUAA
Hydra vulgaris (swiftwater hydra) is the source of this 444-nucleotide messenger RNA. RefSeq lists its product as uncharacterized. The record is from RefSeq and is a predicted model, not a curated record. Gene Ontology annotation, molecular function: aspartic-type endopeptidase activity. Gene Ontology annotation, biological process: proteolysis. Lineage: Eukaryota; Metazoa; Cnidaria; Hydrozoa; Anthoathecata; Hydridae.